This is a messenger RNA of Nakaseomyces glabratus, 2496 nucleotides long. It is a transcript of the gene LYS14, whose product is annotated as Lys14p. Gene Ontology annotation, cellular component: nucleus. NCBI's taxonomy places the organism in Eukaryota, Fungi, Ascomycota, Saccharomycetes, Saccharomycetales, Saccharomycetaceae. Gene Ontology annotation, molecular function: transcription cis-regulatory region binding; DNA-binding transcription factor activity, RNA polymerase II-specific; zinc ion binding. The record is from RefSeq and is a predicted model, not a curated record. Gene Ontology annotation, biological process: positive regulation of transcription by RNA polymerase II.
AUGCUGAGCAAUAUUGGUGAUCCCGGUAAUACUGGUGAACAACGGUCCGCUAGGAGCAGCACAGACGAUCAACCACCUAGUGAUUAUUACCUAUCUCCUGUUUCUAUACAGGGUAAUACACCUCAGUCGAGGCAACUGCAUCAAAGUCUCUCGAAUAUCACUAAUCAGAGCAACACCGAACUGAAUAAUAUGCCUUCAUCAAUAGAUGUAAAAUUUGCCCUGUCGUAUGGGCGUUCCAUGAGCAACGGUAGUAAUAACAUAAAUGGUACAAGGACGUCGACACCUGGCUCAACUGGAACUGCAGUGAACAGCACAUUAUCCAACAGUGUCUAUAAUGACAGAGAAAAUUUCCAUUCAUAUUCUGCUUCUUCACCUGCACAACACCCCAAUGGUAAUUUUCAAAACGACUACAGAAAUUUGGCCACUGAUUCAAUGACAACCAGCAAUGUAUCUAAAUCUGGUACACCUUUAUCUAGAAGUGAAUACGAAAAGGAUGAACAAAAUCACUCAGCAAAUGGUACACCUGUUAUCAAACCGAAUAUUAAUGUCAUCUCAACCAUUAAGGAUGCAGAAGGGAAUACAGUUAAGAGAAAAUACUCAAGAAAUGGAUGUGCCGAAUGUAAGAGGAGGAGAAUGAAAUGUGAUGAAAGUAAACCAAAGUGUUGGCAAUGUACAAGACUGAACAGAGAUUGUGUCUAUAUACUGAAUCCUAAGAAUAAGAAAAGAAAGACUUCUAAGGGAAGUGAUAGAGUCAAGGAGGAACGAUGUGAGGAACAAAAAUUAGUCAAUGGACAAUUAGUUACUUCUAAUAAUGAACCACCACAAGCAACUAUAACUCCUCAACUUGAUAUACGUCAUUCUCCCAUUACGCCAAUAUCUAGUAAAAGUGCAGAGACGAAGAAUCCAGAAAUACCAAAUGUAUUGCCAACUUCUGACCUAAUGGAUGGUUUUGACACCAACUUAUUAAUGCAAAAUUUAAAUGAUAUGGUUAAUAUGAAGCUGCAUGAUUCCUUUUUGAUAAACGACAAUUCACAAGAAUUUGAUCUACCCGAUUUUGAUCUACCCGAUUUACUAUCAUCCACCACAAGCGCAUCGAGUAGUGUUCCAAUAUCUUUCCUCGUCAAUAACAUUAUCACAUUCAACUCAAAAUUAACGUCCUUUCGUCUUGGUGGUAUACAUGACAAAUACCUACAGGUGUUUUACUAUGAUUGUUUAGACUCAAUUGCGCCAUUUUUCCAAGAUCAAGCCAACCCUCUGAGGGAUAUAAUAUUGUCAUUUGCAAGAAAUGAAACUUAUCUCUUAUCAGCAAUUCUUGCAACAGGUGCUUCCAUUGUUCAUCGUAAAAGCAAUGAUAGUCAGGACGAAAGAAAUUACUGCGCUUAUCUAUCGAGGUGCUUGAGUUUACUGAACGAACAAUUUCAAAAUGAAGCAAAUGUCUUGAAUAAGAUAGAACCAAUAAUCUUGACAGUCAUUAUGCUGGCAUGGGAUUGCAUAUACACAAUGGACUCGCAAUGGCGUUCACACUUAAAGGGUGUAACAGAUCUAUUCAAAAAGAUCACCAAAGGGAACUCUUCAAAAGUUUUGAAUGUUGCUAAAUGCUGGUUCAAAGUCAUGGAAACUUUUGCUGGUGUAAGUACUGUGCUAGGAGGUUCACUAACUGAGGAAGCUGAUAUCGAUGCCAUCUUUGAUCCACAUGACUACCAAUACGUUGAUUCUUUGAAGUUUUUGAAUAUAAUGACCCCAUUGAAUGAAUUCAAUUUAUUGAGAGGUCACAAGGAAGAAUUUGAUCUAGUCAUUCGAGAUGUUAUAAAAUCCUUAAGCGUAAUUAGAAAUGUGGAAAAGAAAGAAUUCUCAAACGAUGACAAGAACGGAUUUUCUAAGAGAAACUUAGAUUACCUUCUUUGGUCUUCACGUAAUACAGAUCUAUCAACCAAGGAUGCGCUAUCUUACUUCAAGACUCAGAAAAUUCUGGUACAGAUAGAUAAACAACUAGAUUACGAGUUCAUCGACAAAUCUGGUAUCAUUCCACCGACCCAUCAGUCUCAUCCAAAAAAUAGUGGUAUCCAUGACAACGCCAUCGACUUAGUGACUUUGAGAAAUGGAGAAGAGAUUGCUAUUAGUUGGUAUGAUAUUUCCCAUCAGACGCAGGUGUUGUCCUUUUUGCUAAUCGUACUAUUAAAGCUUCUAGGGAUACCGAAAGAGUCCUUAAGCAUUCAAGAUGUUGUGAAGAGAAUCAUGUCCUUUUUCAAAUUUCUUGACAGUGACAAUCCUCCAAAGAACCUGAGAACAUGCUACUCCAAUUUUGCAGUCUUGAUCGCUGGUAUGAAUGCCAUGGAUGAAGAAACUAGAGAUAUAGUUCGUAGUUACUAUAAACUAAAUGGUUCAUUUUUCAGAAGAUUGACUGAGCAUAAUCUGAAUAGACUUGAAAGAGUUUGGUAUGGAAAGGAAUCGGAGGCUAACUAUGAAUUAGCAGACCAGGAUGUCUUGACCUGGUGA